Molecule: messenger RNA, 1202 nt
Organism: Salvia miltiorrhiza (redroot sage)
Lineage: Eukaryota; Viridiplantae; Streptophyta; Magnoliopsida; Lamiales; Lamiaceae
Product: GATA transcription factor 2-like
Exons: 2
Coding region: 379-1068 (229 amino acids)
Biological process (GO): positive regulation of DNA-templated transcription
Cellular component (GO): nucleus
Molecular function (GO): zinc ion binding; sequence-specific DNA binding
Source: RefSeq, a predicted model, not a curated record
ACGCAGAAUUCUCACAUUUAUUGGCUAACACCAAUUAAAUGUUUCACUUAACUAGAAACAUUAAGAAGAAAAUACGAAUCCUAGCAAUGCCAAAUAAAUACACACACCAUAGGUUAAUCGGUCACAAAGAGAGAGGAAAUUUCACCGCUUUAAAUAGUAGUACUAUAUUAUAGAUAUAGAUAUAGAGAGAGAAUUAUAGAGAGAGAAAGUGCAUGGUGAGAUUGAGUCUGCCCACGUUCCGUUGCCCCCUUACUUGGCAUCAUUUAUACCUUGCUUUCUGCUUCUUCACAUAUCUCUCACCCUUUCUCUCUCUACACACCAUUACUGGUCACGACAAAAAUCACACCAGCUCUAGCUGGGAGGGAAAGGCUAGGGAGCAUGGAUGCAUACGGUGCUCUCUCCGUAGAUGAUCUCUUAGACUUACCAAACGAUGACUUUCUCUCUUCCUCCUCAUCCUCCUCCGCCGCCGCCGCCGCCGCCAAUGCCGACUUCCUCCUCCACCACCCUUCCUCCGCCGCCAACGCGCACUUCGAGGAUUCGCCGCUUCCUACUAAUUACUCCACCGAUUUCACCGACAUUUUUCGCGUGCCUACGGAGGACGCGGCGGAGCUGGAGUGGUUAUCGAACUACAUGGACGAUUCGUUCACCGAUUUUCCGGCGAGUGAGCUCGCGAGCGCAUCCGUCAAUUUCCACGGGAUGAGCGGCAAGGGAUUCCACGGCCGCGCUCGGAGCAAGCGAUCGCGGCCGGUGACGUCGGCCGGCGAGAAUCAGGCGCCCGGCGGCGGCGGCGCGGAGGUGGCGCGUCGGUGCACGCACUGCGCGUCGGAGAAGACGCCGCAGUGGAGGACGGGGCCGCUGGGGCCGAAGACGCUGUGCAACGCCUGCGGCGUGAGGUACAAGUCGGGGCGGCUGGUGCCGGAGUACAGGCCGGCGGCGAGCCCGACGUUCGUGCUGACUCAGCACUCGAACUCUCACCGGAAAGUUAUGGAGCUGCGGCGGCAGAAGGACCUGCUCCGCCAGCAGCAGCAGCAGCAGGAGGCGUAUGGGCGCCAUUUCCGGGUGUGCUGACGUCUCCAAUCUCAUUUAUUGAUGCCUAAUUUUCCAUGAUGAAUGAAUUUAAGAGAAAUUGUGAAAAAAUUUUGGGACUUUUCGCGUUUCAUUCUAUGAUUAAUCAAUCAAUGAAUCUUUCUUAACAGCAAUAA